AUGGCCCCCAACGGGAGCAUCGGCACCCACUGCUACCACACUCCGCCUUCCAGUCCUUCGGUUCAGCAGACCUCUUCCUCGUCCUCUUUCACACCUGGCGAUCCUUCGGCUGAUUCAAGCGGCGCUACUGGAUGCCCCGUUUGCGCAGCUAGAAUGGAGGAGGAAAAGGAUGCCCUGAAGACCAUGCUACACGGAAUCAAGGUCUGGACUCAGACCAAAAGCAUGCGUGAGCUGAUCCCGACCCCAAACCGGCACGGAUUUCCGGUGACUGGCGACGACAUCAACCCCGACAUCAUUCGUGGCGCGUACAGGCUGGCUGGUGAAGUGCUCGACAAAUGCAGGUUCCGUCUCUUUCUUCGCAAAGCGGUCAAGGAGAGAACAGGGAGUAAAGACAACCCUGCUGAAUUCAUCGACUACGACAGGGUACGGCUUUUGAGCGCUCAGGAUGAGGCGCUCCAGGGGCAACGCAAGGAGUACGAGGAUAUCUUCGCUAAAGGUGUUGCUCAGGGCCGUGAUGAGGCCUAUGAAGAGGGCUACAAGGAUGGUAGGAACAGUCUUUAA
This is a messenger RNA of Fulvia fulva, 561 nucleotides long. RefSeq lists its product as uncharacterized. Bases 1 to 561 code for a protein of 186 amino acids. The record is from RefSeq and is a predicted model, not a curated record. NCBI's taxonomy places the organism in Eukaryota, Fungi, Ascomycota, Dothideomycetes, Mycosphaerellales, Mycosphaerellaceae. The transcript has a single exon.